Molecule: messenger RNA, 886 nt
Organism: Mytilus californianus (California mussel)
Lineage: Eukaryota; Metazoa; Mollusca; Bivalvia; Mytilida; Mytilidae
Product: methylated-DNA--protein-cysteine methyltransferase-like
Exons: 4
Coding region: 150-719 (189 amino acids)
Biological process (GO): DNA repair
Cellular component (GO): nucleus
Molecular function (GO): methylated-DNA-[protein]-cysteine S-methyltransferase activity
Source: RefSeq, a predicted model, not a curated record
ACUUAUUAAAAUUAUGGACACACCUCUAGUUUUUCGAAAUAACACAACUUAAUAAUUUGCCGCCAAAAUGAGAAACUUACCUUUCGGACACCUGACGACUUUACCAAUCAUAUCUCGAUAGAGCAGAAGAGCCACAUAGAUUGAUAGCCAUGCCACAACGUAAGAUCAUAUGUAAAUAUGGACCAACAAACAGCUACAUUGUUAGUUCACCAAUAGGAGAUGUGGAAAUAGUUAGCUGCCCAAAGGGACUUCACUCAGUUAAACAAGUUGGAGAUACAGAUGAAUAUUUUUCACCAGAUACAAGAGUCAAUGUUGAUGUGAAAUUGCAGUUAUAUAAAGACAAUGGCUAUACUUAUAAACCUGCCUUACAGUGUGUUGAAUGGUUACAGUUCUACUUUAAAUCAUCAGUGGACCAGCUAAAACUACCACUCCUAUGUCAGUCCAUUUUUACUGAAGGUUCUUUUACUAGUACAGCACAGAGAGUUUUGACAGAAAAGGUUUUAUAUGGACAGACUAUAUCAUACAAGAACUUGGCUGCUUUAUGUGGAAAUGAAAAGGCAUGUAGAGCUGUUGGCAUGGCAAUGAGGAAUAAUCCUAUUUCUUUUAUUGUUCCAUGUCAUCGUGUCAUAAACCAUAGUGGAAAACUUGGAAAUUAUAGUGGUGGACAUAAGAAUAAAAUCAAACAAUGGUUACUAACUCAUGAAAAUGCUAUCCCUUGAAUUAAGAAAAUGAAUGAUGCUAAUUUACUGAUACCCCAACAUAUCAUUAUAAGCUAAUGCUUGUAUAAACGGCAGAUUUAUUUGUAAUUAUACAGGGCAGUUAUUAUAAUAUACUAAAAUCCAUUUUGCUUAGUUAUAUAUUUUACAUUAAAAAUUAAUCAACAAAA